Messenger RNA from Aegilops tauschii subsp. strangulata, 1663 nucleotides. Lineage: Eukaryota; Viridiplantae; Streptophyta; Magnoliopsida; Poales; Poaceae. The record is from RefSeq and is a predicted model, not a curated record.
CGACCGCCGAUUGGUCGCCUCGCCCACUUGCGCCGGGCGCGGCAACCUCAGCCACACCCGCACCAACCCGCCCGCGCUAGCUGCGACCCGGCCCCGGCGUCCAGAAGCUUCCGAGCCGGCCGGUCAUGAACGCGCCGCGCGGCCCAGAACCUUCCGUCCCAGCCCCCGUCCCGUCGCGCUCGCUCCCGUACUCGGCAGGAGUAUUUAUCAGCGAGCACCGCCCACUUUCCCGCGGAAGGAAAGCAGCCAGCCAAAGACCACCUGCGUUGCGUGCCACUGUGCUACCCAAUUCUUUGGUUCUUUGGAUUCUUCCGUUUGCGACAGGAGAUCGCUGGUUGUUUGCUUGCUCGGCCACGAGGAGGAAUGGACCGGGUGCUGCUGCCGGUGAGGGUGAAGGAGGAGUGGCCGCCGCCGCCGCCGGAGGAGGAGGAGGAGGAGUUGGAGCACGGGGGCCUGGCGCCGCGGCCGAUGGAGGGGCUGCACGAGACUGGCCCGCCGCCGUUCCUGACCAAGACGUUCGACCUGGUGGCGGACCCGGCCACCGACGGCGUCGUCUCCUGGGGCCGCGCCGGGAACAGCUUCGUCGUCUGGGACCCGCACCUCUUCGCCGCCGUGCUGCUCCCGCGCUUCUUCAAGCACAGCAACUUCUCCAGCUUCGUCCGUCAGCUCAACACCUACGGUUUUAGAAAGAUCGAUCCAGACAGAUGGGAAUUCGCGAACGAGGGUUUCAUUCGGGGCCAGAGACAGCUUCUAAAGAUGAUAAAGAGAAGGAGACCAUUGUCCUAUCUCCCUUCACCACAACAUCAGGCCCUUGGCUCCUGCCUCGAGGUUGGCCAGUUCGGAUUGGACGAAGAAAUCGAAGUGCUAAAGCGCGACAAGAACGCCUUACUCGAAGAGGUGGUGAAACUGAGGCAGGAGCAGCAGAGCAGCAGAGCUGACAUGCGAGCCAUGGAAGAGAGGCUGCACCGCGUCGAGCAGAAGCAGCUCCAGAUGAUGGGUUUCCUGGCAAGAGCAAUACAGAACCCUGACUUCUUUCUUCAGUUGAUCCAGCAACAAGAUAAACUGAAGGAUCUUGAGGACGCUUAUUCGAACAAGAGGAGGAGGUCCAUCGACGUAAUGCCGUUCCUUGGCCCUGAGGGGGCCAGUCAGAGUGAGCCACUCGAGUCCACAUUCAUAUUUGAGGACAGGGAAUUUUCAGAGCUGGAGAAUUUAGCCAUGAACAUUCAGGGGAUCAGGAAGGGCAUGGAGGGUGACAGAGGUGGUCGGGAUCAAGGCUGCGGUGAGGCCGAACUGACUGACGACUUCUGGGAGGAGCUGCUGAGUGAAGGAAUGAGGGAUGAAGCUGAGAUGGUAGAGCUGGAAAGGAGGAGAUCUAGAUAUGUCGACGCGUAGCGCAAAGUAUGGGUCAUUUAAGUAACAGCGAUCCAAAAUCUACCAGAAUUCAUAACCAUUUAAUCUAUAUACCAUUGUAUUGAUAGCUGUAUUGUAUAUUGUAGUGCUAAUUCAUAGUCAUAGACUGAUUGUAUUGCGGUUCCACACCGAUUAUGUGGUAGUAUAUAUCUAGUCGUAUAAAAACUAUCCCUGGAUUCUCAUCGGCAGUUUUCUACUCUGAUGAUCUUUGUUCAUACUCAGGCCUGCUGAAUGAAUGAUUGUUCUUGGUUUA